AUGACUUCAAACGAAGAUUCAGAGCGAAUAGCCGGUUGGGCUGUUAGUGGUGAUGAACGUGAUAUCAAAUCUCCAAUUCUAUACUUAACUGAUGGUCUUCUAAAAGAACAACUCUUGCAUGAUGAAGAUCUAAUUACGGAUCAAACAAAACUCAAUAAAUCGAUCGUCUUCUUCUUGGACGAAAUCCAUGAACGGUCUAUUAAUAUUGAUCUUUGUCUAGCUUUGCUAACUCGUUUGCUUACUAAAAAACCAUAUCUACAAUCGAAAAUGAAACUCGUCAUUUCCUCUGCAACACUAGAUUCAUCUGUACCGGCAUUAUUUUUACAAAAGAUUAAGAUGCUUAAAUUCGGAGAAUUUAAAAUGCCAAAACUAGGUACGCUUUAUCCAGUAAAGAAGCAUAAGCGACCCAAUGACAAUAUAAUCACUUUGGUACAGAAACUGAAUAAGAAGCGGCAACGAAACGAACAGAUCUUAUGUUUUGUCAGUUCCACUGCUGAAGCACUUCGUGGACCUCGUCUAUUGCAAGAGGUCAGUUCUGGCGCUAUUAUUGCAUACUCACUUAUCCAAUCACAAUCUGCUACUGAACAACAGAUGAACAUCGAGCACGGUAAUAUCUUUUUUUCAACUACCGUGGCUGAAACCUCGCUGACGUUUCCUUCUCUUCGAUAUGUGAUUGAUACCGGCAUGGUUAAAAUACCGAAGUACGAUUUGAAGAUGCAACACACAGUGUUGGAAAAAGUCCGAGUCGCUGAAUCAACCAUAAAACAACGUCUAGGACGUUUAGGACGAACUCAGCCGGGUGAUUAUUAUGCAUUAUACGAUUUCAAAGUUGAUGAAAAGAAAUUUCCUACUGCACAAAUAUGUCAGUCUGAAUUGACUACUAUUGAAUUGUCAUUAAGAAAGUCACCAGCACAAGAGGGUCUCAAUAAGAUAAAGAAGUUCUUACCCGAUGAACCACCACAAGCAGCAAUUGAUAUGGCUUUGACGAAAUUAAGACGAGUUGGUAUGUAG
Messenger RNA from Rotaria sp. Silwood2, 1011 nucleotides. The record is from the annotation of a GenBank genome assembly. Lineage: Eukaryota; Metazoa; Rotifera; Eurotatoria; Philodinida; Philodinidae.